Bursaphelenchus xylophilus (pine wood nematode) is the source of this 4461-nucleotide messenger RNA. NCBI's taxonomy places the organism in Eukaryota, Metazoa, Nematoda, Chromadorea, Rhabditida, Aphelenchoididae. The record is from the annotation of a GenBank genome assembly.
AUGUACGCAUUUGGGGCACAAACUGUACACCAGUCCGAUCCACCUGGACGCGGAGCGCCAGUGGUUAAUAUUAAUGGACAAACGACGUAUCACGUCUCUAACCCGGAAGGAAUCUCGAAUACGCUUCUUCUUGGGCAGUUGCUGAGAUUUGCCCCGGAUCUAACAGACGAUGACGUUUGUGAUCAAUUAAAAAAGACAAAAAUGUACACAAACAUGUCACAUAAAGCUGCGUUUGAUGCGUUAACCGCGUUCUUCUAUAAUUACAUUCGCCAGUACAACGACUUGGCGCAAAUGUAUUAUACAAUUAUUGAACGGCAACAGCUGCUUGGUUUGGAAGGCAAACCAAGUGAAAAUUACUUGCUGAAAAUUGUUGAUGCAAAAGAUCUGAGUCCUGAAUUAAGGCAACAGUUGCUUCCUAAGGACCUUCACGAAAGGCAGAUCAAUAAACCCGAAGUUGCGGAACAUGCCGUUGUUUAUAUAAACGAUGAGAACGGUAAUGUUAAGCUUCCGCCCGGUAUGGUUGUGUUCAGUCGAGGUCACCAAUCGGCGAAGUACAAGGCUUAUAUGCCUGAACUUGACGCCUUUCUUUACCCUCUUCUGUUUAUACAUGGCGAGCCAUACUUCCACCGACAUCUUCCAUUGCGAGAUGUUGGUGAAGAUGACAUACUCCCAGAGCCUCGGCCUGGAGAUGACGAUGAGUUCGUGCCUUUUGAGGUGAAUGUCGCGUUGAAUCCGCUUCCAGCCGGGUUGAAAGAAAACGAGGACGACAUUAACAUAGAAGAAUUGGAAGAAGCGGCCGACGAGAACGAUCUUCUUCCCAAGAAAACAAAGCCAAAGGCAAAGAAGUGCUCUUUGCGAAUGCAAGUCAAGUAUAGGCUUCAGCGAAGACCUCGAGAUCGGGGAGUUCAUCGAAUUUAUAACCACUAUAAACUCGGUGGCCGCUGGAUCUGCCAAAAAGCCUUGGGAAUCGAAGAACAGGUCUUUGAUUACUACGAGAAAAACGUCAUACCCAAGCGACGCGUCGACGCUAAAUAUGUCCGCGAAAACUUUUCGGAACUUCUCAAGCAGAAGUCCAAAGGCUAUCAGCUCGGUAAGCUGACCAGGAUGCCUCCAGGUCACCGAUACAGCCGUCGCUAUUAUCAGCGACAGUAUUCGAACUGUGUAGCAAUGGCUCAGACAUUGGGUUCGCCCAGUUUCUUCAUAACGUUGACUGCAAACUCAGAAUGGCCCGACUUCCUCCAUCUAUGCGGAAAUAAAGGAAUUGAGCCGAAGAAUGCAUACGACAUUCUAAACCGAGUUUUUCGGCAAAAGGUUGUCGAACUCAUGAGGCGUAUCGCGCCUCCGCAGAAAGGACAACAAGGGUGGUUUGGGCAAUGCCUAGGCUACUACAUGUCUUUGGAAUUCCAGAAAAGAGGAAAUCCACAUGUUCACUUGCUCCUCUGGACUGAGCACAAAGAAAUGUCGGCCCACGUUGUCGACGAAUUUAUAUCGGCCCGAUUUCCAGACCCCGUCGCCGAUGCUGAAGUUCAUGACAAGGUUCUUCGGUACAUGAUCCAUGACUGCAAAGAAACCGAUCUGUGCCGGGACAAAAACGGAAAGUGCACCCGGCGCUAUCCUCAGGAAAUUGUUCCGGAAACCAGAAUUGGCCCUGGAUAUGUGGCCUAUCAAAGGUUGGAGCGUGGAAAGGACGUCACAGCCCCAGUCCAUUCCGGAAGUAAAAUGGUGGACAGCGUUCAACGCGUCUACAACGACCGUCAUGUUGUACCAUACAACAAGACUUUGCUCACAUGGUGGGACGGUCACUCAAACGUUGAGGCUGUGUGCACCAACGGCACCCCCGCAUACGUAUUAAAGUAUAUCUUAAAGGGGAAUGAUCAAGCUAUCGUUCAAGUCAUUUCUGAAUUUGAAGCUCUCGAAGCUCAGAAGCAGAAAGAAAAGGAACUUGAAAAAGAAAGACAAGCAAAGCUCGGCGAGGACCACCCGUUCGAAGAGAAUGAGAUUGACCCCGAGAAAAAGAAUAAUACCGAGAAGGUAUAUGGCAUUGAAAUAAAUCCAAAGACUAAGAACGUGGAUAUUCAUGAGCCCCAAUUCUACAUGGGCGCAAAUUACAUCACGCCCCAAGAAGCUCACCUUCGCAUUUUCAGCUUCGGGCCUGUCUUCGUCUCCCACAUUGUGGAGCAAAUUGGCAUUCACAUGCCCGGAGACAGCCAUGUUUACGCGGCUGACGGAGAGCCUAUCGAAAACAUAGCACAAAGAGUCAGCAACCUGAAUCCUAAUGUGUAUUCCCGGUUGACCGCAUACUUUGAGUACUGCGCAGAAAACGCUGAAGAAACAGCUGAUCUGACGUACGUUGAAUUGAACAGAACCUAUGCGUACGACUACAAGACAAAGACGUACAGAAAGUACAAAAAACAAAUGAAAAAGAUCGUGCAAUUGCGCGAAGUCUCGGUGAAGAACAAGGAGUUAUUGGCCUUGAGAUCAAUUAUUCUGACCGUUCCAUGCCUCAAGAGCUUCGAAGAGUGCCGAACGCACGAAGACCAGAUCUUUGCCACGUUCUUGGAAGCUGCACAAGCUCGAGGACUCUUCCAUUCAGAUGUCCUCUGGCGACAUGCUCUUGAUCAAGCCCGGGGCCGCACAUGUAAACACUUUGUGUUUUUGUUUGCCCAAGUACUAAUUGAAGCAGGUGAACUUAUUGAAGACCAGCUUCAACUGUGGAACGACUACAAGAUCCACAUGUUGAUGCCUCCGUUCCACAGACCCAAUAUGCCGGAUGAUGAAAUUAGGCAAAGGCAGGAGCGUAGAGCUUUGGAACUUCUCAGUUAUUACCUCUCCAACAUGGGUGGGAAGUACGAGUCGUUCAAUUUACCACCACUAACUGGAACUUACGAUCCAGACGUUCACGGUGAGAACGAGGACUUAUUUAUCGGUGAGUUCGACAGCACUGAUCGUCCUGCUGAGCCUAAAAAGCCUAAGGUCAGCUUUGGAGAUGAUCAGCAAUACGCAUUCGACAUGAUAACGAAAGCAUUGGAAUUGGCGCCUCAAAACAAAGCCAUUCCACACCGUCAAUUCUUCUUACAUGGAGCAGGCGGAACAGGGAAAACAACCCUUUACAAUGAGCUCAUUGACUAUUGUCAAGAGCAGGGCAUCAAGCACGCAGCAACUGCCACAACUGGCGUUGCUGCGAACUUAAUUAAGACCGGGCAGACUCUUCACAACCUGAUAUGGGCCCCGAUUAAUCUUGACUCGGAUACUCUUCCGACACUAAAGUACGAAGAUCAAAAAGCCCAACGUCUUCGUGAACUUGGCUUAUUGAUCAUCGACGAAUCAAGCCAGCUUAACGUCGAUCUUUAUAACUAUUUGCAACGGCUCUUACGUCACGUUCGAAAAGCGGGCGACAUUGACCGUCAAUUAGUUAUCGUGUAUGGCGGCGAUUAUCAGCAGAUAUUGCCAGUCUGCCCUGAUCUAUCGAUUGGUCAAGAGUGGACAAAGUCCUUAAUUUCAAAGGCUUCUGAGAUGCAGUACAUCGUACUGAAACAAAAUCACAGAACAAGAGCCGAUGAACGGAGCUACAGACAGUUUCUCAGUGAGAUUGGCUCCGGGACUAACUUCAGUUCAACAUUGUCCUUGAUAUCUCUGAGGCAUAAGCUUCAUCCAGAGAUACACAACCACACAAGUCCUCAAGACAUGAUCGAGGCUGUGUUCCCUCGGAGUCACCUCCAGUUGGGUCUCCAAGAUAGACCGACGGCAAUGGCUAUCUUAGCUCCGAGGGUUCAGACUGUAAUGAACCUGAACACAGAAAUUCUUGACCGUUUCCCCGGUAAAGAACAUGUAUACGUCUCGGUAAAUACCCCGAAUCCCGAGGAUGUCAGUAACUUUGACCAUACUGUCAUCGAAGCAAUGCAAGAACAGAUUUGCAAAGUAAACGACGGCAAUAUGCCUCCCGGAGAACUCAAACUCAAAGUUGGAGUUGAUGUCGUUUUGCGCAAAAACUUAUCCGUUCGAACAGGCUUUUCGAACGGAACAAGAAUGCGCGUAGUUGCCUUGAACAACGACCUCAUUGAGUGUCAAAAGAUUGACCCGAACGGCAAUCUUGGGCAAACCGCCCUGAUCGCUCGGAGUCGGUUCGACUACCGACCUCCAAAGCAAUCUAAAGCUGGAAUCCGCUUUACGCGGUAUCAGUUCCCGUUGCAGUUGGCCUUUGCGAUGUCGAUUAAUCGUGCGCAAGGUCAAACUUUGAACAUCGUCGGUUUGUACUUAGACGAUCCAGUCUUCAGUCAUGGCCAGACGUAUGUGGCGCUUAGUCGCACAAGAAGAGCUGCAGAUAUCCACAUCUACUCUCACGUCGAUACAGACGAGAUUGAUAAUGUGGUAUACGGGCGAGUGACAGAGUUCCUGCGCGAUCUCGAUAAAAUUUACGAGAAUCAGAAGUCGAAAUACCCUCAGAAACCUGCUGGGAAAUGA